AUGCCGACAGUCCCGGGCCAGAGGAACAAGUCUGUGACUCAGCCCCUUCAUGGGGGCCUGUCAGGAGGAAGUGGGGCUGGUUCUGGGGACAGGGGUGCUGCAGGCUGCACCCAAUGGCCCGGGAGGGAAGAGGCCCAGAGACUGACUCCCAGCUGCCGAGAGUUCCUGUCUGGCUGCGCCGGCUGCGAUGUGAGACUGCCCGGCCCCUCAGCGGACCACAGCCAGCCAGGACUCCGCAGCACAGGACUCUGCCUGCGGCCCAGCCCCGGACGCCACUCCUCGAGGGGACGCUCCCACAGCUGCGCCACAAAGCCAGGCUCCCCCCACCCCACACACGUGUGCUGCUCCAACCUCCCUCACUCCUCUGCUGAAGGAUGUGGGGCUCCUCUCCUCCCUGCUAAGCUCCACUCCUCAGCCACUCCUGAGGCCCGGGAGGAGCUGAGCGGCUUUGUUUGUUUACCCAUCACGACUGACCUACUGACCAGCUCCCCGCACAUAGCCCUGCUCCAUCCCAGCGUUAGGAAAUGUCGGGAAACUGCCUAUUUCCAUGGAAUCAGCUGGGUGGCAUGCACAACACAGCAGUCUUCUGGAGUUUCUGCGGAUGCAGACCGAGCCCCAACACCAGAGCUCCAACCUGCGCUCACCCCCAGUGAGGAAGGGUGGGCGGUGGCCGGAGGACACAAUCCACACACAGCUUAAAACACAGAGUUGCACAGAGCCAGGGGUCACCCACAAAGUGGAGAAGCCGUCAAAAGAAACAGAUCCUGGGAGUCGGACGGUAGGUAGCGCAG
Messenger RNA from Erinaceus europaeus (western European hedgehog), 791 nucleotides. RefSeq lists its product as uncharacterized. NCBI's taxonomy places the organism in Eukaryota, Metazoa, Chordata, Mammalia, Eulipotyphla, Erinaceidae. The record is from RefSeq and is a predicted model, not a curated record. Bases 1 to 699 code for a protein of 232 amino acids. The transcript is spliced from 4 exons.